This is a messenger RNA of Brugia malayi, 600 nucleotides long. RefSeq lists its product as uncharacterized. Gene Ontology annotation, cellular component: cytoplasm. Bases 1 to 600 code for a protein of 199 amino acids. The transcript has 3 exons. The record is from RefSeq and is a predicted model, not a curated record. Gene Ontology annotation, biological process: cholesterol biosynthetic process; isopentenyl diphosphate biosynthetic process, mevalonate pathway. NCBI's taxonomy places the organism in Eukaryota, Metazoa, Nematoda, Chromadorea, Rhabditida, Onchocercidae. Gene Ontology annotation, molecular function: phosphomevalonate kinase activity.
AUGACGCCUGUGGUCAUUUGCCUUUCUGGUAAACGAAAAUGUGGUAAAGAUUUUGUUGGAAGUUUGUUGGCUAAUCGGUUAGAAAGAAUUGGUUAUAAAGUUAUCAUUUGUGGUAUAAGUUAUCCACUAAAAGAGGAAUAUGCCCAGUUGAAUGGUAUUGAUGCUGAACGAUUGAAAUAUGAUGCACAGUACAAGGAGAUAUAUCGUCAAGAUAUGAUUUCAUGGGGUGAAGGGAUACGAAGCCAUGAUUCUGGAUAUUUUUGCAGGAAAGUUUUAGCAAAAGCAAAUUCAGUUGAUGUAUUAAUUGUGACUGAUUGUCGACGACUUUCUGAUGUUGAAUUUUUUAAGAUACAUUGUGGUCCUCGUUUAAGAUUGUUACGUAUCGAAACAACUUUACCAGUCCGGGAAAUGCGUGGUUUUGUAUUUAUCAAGGGAAUUGAUGAUCAAAUGACUGAGUGUGGUCUCGACGAUUAUACUGAUUGGGAUAUUGUAAUUACCAAUGAUGUUCAAAUUGUAAAUGGAAUAUUACCAACUAAUUUAGAAGAAUGCUUAACUGAUCUUUCUUUUGAGAUAAGUCAAUUAUUGUUGAGUCGAAAAUGA